AUGGGAGUAAGGAAAGGGAAAGCCGGACAACUUGUCGCUCAAAACACAAUCUUCGGGUGGAUUCUCUCCGGUCCGUUCUCUUGUCAAGCUCAACUCGAGUCGCGAGUUCAUGUCCAUUGCACGACUUCGGUCGCUCUGGACCAAGAACUUCGUAGAUUUUUGGAAGUAGAGGAGGUUCCUCGCAGACUCGCUCUCAGUCUUAAGGAGCAGCUCUGCGAGGAUCAUUUCGUGACCACGCAUUCACGAGCUCCCAACGGACGUUACGUAGUUCGCCUUCCCUUUAGAAAAGGGCUUCCGACCGACAUCAGUGCUUCUCGACACAUUGCCAAACGGUCGCUACGUCAACUGCAUCGCAGGUUGAAAACACAACCAUCUCUCGCUUCCGAAUACAUUAGUUUCAUUCGGGAAUACGAGGAGCUCAGUCAUAUGCGGCGGGUCGACGGUGCCGAUAGUCAAACCACCCAAUGCGUUUACAUAACGCACCACCUAGUUCUGCGUGAACACAGCAGUACUACUCACCUGCGAGUUGUAUUCAACGCAUCAUGCGCUAGCUCAAAUACAACUUCUCUCAACGACUAUUUGCUUCCCGGUCCUAAACUGCAAACAGACCUUGCGGCAGUGAUUUUACGCUGGCGUACUCACAAAUACGUAAUGAGUGCUGACAUCGCAAAAAUGUACCACCAAAUUCUGAUCGAUCCUUGUGAUGCGAAUUAUCAGCGGAUCCUCUGGGCUCCUAGCGAGACACUACCGACUGCUGAGUUCAGCUCCUUACCGUCACUUACGGGACCGUACCUGCGCCCUUUCUCGCUCUUCGCGUCCUUAAACAACUCUUUCGGGAUGAAGGUCACGCUUUUCCGCUAG
Messenger RNA from Odontomachus brunneus, 861 nucleotides. RefSeq lists its product as uncharacterized. The transcript has a single exon. NCBI's taxonomy places the organism in Eukaryota, Metazoa, Arthropoda, Insecta, Hymenoptera, Formicidae. The record is from RefSeq and is a predicted model, not a curated record. Bases 1 to 861 code for a protein of 286 amino acids.